Molecule: messenger RNA, 543 nt
Organism: Microthlaspi erraticum
Lineage: Eukaryota; Viridiplantae; Streptophyta; Magnoliopsida; Brassicales; Brassicaceae
Source: the annotation of a GenBank genome assembly
AUGGAGAAAGAAGACGAGCUUGUGAGUCAACUCUUACGAUCUAGAAGCAUGGAGGUCGAAAGGUUAAAAUCUGAUCGACAGAGUUUGAUCCUUGUGGCUUCACUGCUUGAUCGUAUCCCUAAUCUUGCUGGUUUAGCCCGGACAUGCGAGAUAUUUAAAGCAUCAGGUCUUGUUGUCGCAGAUGCAAACGUAAUACACGACAAACAGUUCCAGCUAAUCAGUGUGACUGCUGAGAAAUGGGUUCCAAUCAUGGAAGUCCCGGUGAACAGUUUGAAACUGUUCUUGGAGAAAAAGAAACGAGAAGGCUUCUCAAUCUUGGGACUGGAACAGACAGCUAACAGCGUUUCGCUGGACAAAUAUCAAUUCCCAAAGAAGACGGUUUUGGUGCUUGGUCGGGAAAAGGAAGGCAUACCUGUGGACAUAAUCCAUGUACUGGACGCUUGUGUCGAGAUCCCACAACUUGGAGUCGUUAGGUCCCUCAACGUUCAUGUCAGUGGUGCUAUUGCCCUAUGGGAAUACACUCGGCAGCAACGCAUUCAAUAG